This is a messenger RNA of Aspergillus glaucus CBS 516.65, 1168 nucleotides long. RefSeq lists its product as uncharacterized. Gene Ontology annotation, biological process: transmembrane transport. The record is from RefSeq and is a predicted model, not a curated record. Lineage: Eukaryota; Fungi; Ascomycota; Eurotiomycetes; Eurotiales; Aspergillaceae. The transcript is spliced from 2 exons. Bases 1 to 1053 code for a protein of 350 amino acids. Gene Ontology annotation, molecular function: transmembrane transporter activity.
AUGGAGUCAUCAAAGCAUUUGGCCAUGUCGAGCAAUUCGCCUGGAUUGGAGCAGGUUUCCCGCUGGACUCCGUGUGCAUCAUUCUCUUGCUCGGUACCCUUUUUCAACGCCUUCAACAUGAAAUGGAUCUAUAUUGCCACGGUGGUACUCUUUGAGGUCGGCUCGGCUGUUUGCGGCGCUGCUCCGAACAUGAACGCUCUGAUUUUUGCCGUCAUGACCGUGGAGAAGGAACGUGGUCUUUACAUGUCCCUCAUCGCUGUGUUCUGGGCCCUCGGAGCUGUUUUGGGACGGCGCGCAUUCCCGGGUCAUCUGCUGUGGGAUCGUGCACAGGUGCUCCUAUACGUGGUGACAGCAGCUGGCACUACGUCUCUUUUCGUCACCUCCUACUACCUCCACAUCUACUUCCAGUUUGUGAAUAAUGACGAAGCCCUCAUGGUGGCCGUGCGCCUGCUCCCCUUCGUCAUCAUCGCCGUCACGGUGAACCUUGUCUCAGGAACCUUCCUCCACUUCAUCAAGAUUUACAAGAUCAUCUACAUCAUCGCCAGCGUCUUCUUGUUAGUUGGUGGCGGCCCGUUGGUGGUCUAUUUGGGCCCCAGUUCGACAACAGGCACUAUCUAUGGCUUGACGAUCCUCGCUACUGUUGGCACUGGUCUGUCCAUAGUGACCGGCUAUACAGUCGCCACGCUGACCACAAACCCCAAGGAUGCGGGCGCUGCACUCAACAUGCAAAAUGUUUCUCAGAUCGGUGGACAGGUCAUUGCGCUGGCCGUCGCGGGGCAAAUCUAUCAGUCAGAAGCCUUCAACAACCUGUCAGCAGUCCUAGCCGGUAAUGGCUUCUCGCAUGAAGAGAUUUCGGGCGCGGUGGCUGGUGCGCAGAGCACCUUGUUUGAGACGUUGGAUGGCGCGCUGCGGGACAAAGUAGGUAUGGCCGUUACGCAGGCAAUGCAGAUGACCUUUGUGCCGACCCCUGUUUCCGGAGGCAUCAUGUUCAUCGCUGCGUUGUGUAUGAAGUGGGAGAAACUCUUGGGGCAGGCUGUUGCUGUCGAUGGUUAGAAGAGCAUAGGUAGGUAGCAGUAUGUACUAGAGAAUCGGCAAUGCUAUAGGGGUGUUAAGUUUAGGACCACCUUUUCGGACCACGACCCACUACUUAGAAGAUCAUAGAAAUAUC